CAUUUGGCCCCUGCCGUAUUGUACAUACAUUAGUAACAUUGAACCCUGUUGGGUUCUCAUUAAAGUCUUAUCGAUACAGUGGAACGGGCUUUGGCACGUCUAUGGAAACUUCACGCGCCGGAGCUAGCACUAGAACCCGCGCCAGAACUUACUACAUCAUCUACAUCAUCCACUUCUAUCGCACCUAGUCGCAUGAUUCUAGCACUCUAGAUCUGCUUGCCCAUUCCAACUGCUAUGCCUAUGUGCAUAUCGGACAACUUUUUUCAAGCUGUCUUUCAUUUUGGAGUUCAUCUUCUUUCUGUAGGAAGCAUUCAUUCAUAAGCCUUCUUCGUAGUCACCACCAAAGAAUACCGAACUUUCACCUCCUUACCUUUGUUACCCUUUUCCCUGCCCGAAUUUUUCCCAAGUGCCUACCUACAUCCUUAUUAUUUUAACUCUGGAGAUAUUCAAGAUCCCAAGUUCCCCUUCCCUAAUACAAUUGAAGGCCCAGAUCCAUAUCCAGGCGAUAAACAGAAUCUCCACUCGAUAAUCAACCUUCUUCCGAAUUCUGUUCUCCCUUUCCUCGACGGUCUCCCACCGCUUUUCAGAUCAGUCUCGCGGCGACAUGCGCCAUACGAACCAACAUGUCUGUUGACAAUUUGCUCGAAACCGCGUUCAGCAAACUCCGCGAAUUCCCGUCCGAAUGUCAUCUAUGUUGCCCGAGGAUCUCGGAGGAGGAUGACGAGCUCUACGAUGAUCUAGACGCCCCGAGUAAAAUCAGCAUUGCUGAGAAAAAACAACGAUUGGAAGACGGAGAUGAUAGAUUGAAUCAGACCUAUGUCUGUUCACUAAUAUUAGGCCUUCCAGAGGGCCCGCUAAGCCAUGAAUUCAAGGAACGGACCAAUGCGUGCCUCAAGUCUUGUGCCACUUGUGUACGCAACUGGCACAAGGGACGGAAGCCUUUUCUCAAAGACAUUGCUCAGAGCUAUGAUGACACUGUCGUGUCCCAGAUGGAAGCACGUCUAAACCAAUUCGACUUUGUCCGCAUUACCGAAGGCCUCGAGGGCGCUGCCGAGUUCAUCAAAGCCCACAAUGGCAUAGCUGGCCAGAGCACUUUCCUUAAAGAGGAUAGAGAGGGACUUCUUAUCGCCCUUUACGAAUCUAUAUGUUGCAUGCCCUAUCUGAGUCUUCCCGAGAACCGAAAGCAGUUUAAUUACGUUUUCGAAUCCAUCCAGAGACGCAAAAUACUCAAGUUAGAUGAGGUCUUACCCACGAUCACCUACUUUCUUUUCGAGGAGGACGAAACGCGCAAUAAGUUCGCCGUCCACACAUUCUCCAGGCAGCAUACUAUCACUGCCGAGGAUUUCGAGUGGUCCAUCCACGACAACCUUGCCGAUGCCAUCCAGAAAGCAAAUGAUGGCAGUGUGUCUCCCCAGUAUCUACUUCGAUUCUGGCCAGCUUUUUUGCAUAUUCUGAAUGUUCUCGAUGAGAAUCUCGUUAUUCAUUCCUUGCGGGGCAUGGCCAUUCAACCCAACAUAUAUGACUUGAUGAUUGCCCAGAUACCGCGAAUGAGUUCAGUUCCCAUCUUAAAACUGAUACUCAAGGCCUUUUGUGCGCUCAUAAAGAAGUCCCCCAAGGCUUUUUGGGAUGCGUACAGCCACUACUCACAUACAGCCGUUGCCCAACAGAUAUUUGGUAGUCCCGCCUUCCAGCCAUUGCUUUCGCAGUCUGGAGAACAUGAGAUGAUACUAGAUGGUCCUGCUGCCAUAUCUUGGGUUAAACCUUUCGUAGAAUCAGUUCCCACGCACCAGAAGAGUGAUGUCUGUGAUUCGCUUCUGCAUCAUUUCCUUCAGACCUAUGCCCAAGGCUCUAGUAUGACACCUGGGGGUAAGGUGGCUUGUUCUCUUGCCGCAGUUGAGACCUUGUCGGCGACUUUAGAAGCUUUUGCUUCCCCCAGUUAUAAGCUUCAUGCAGGCUCUUCUACUAUCCACACUAAUCCGAUUCUGAACCUGGCAUUGAAAUAUAAAGAUCUGAUCAUCCAGCUGGCGCAGCUUCCCUCGGAUGACCAGCGUAAUGCGACUAUGGUACACGCAGGUCUAUCCGUAGUGAAAUUUGGCCUAGCUUUGGACUCCCGUAUCACCGUCGAGGAGUUUAAUGCACUUCAGAAUAGCGAUAGCCAUGUCCAGCGGGAGGUCAAACGUAACUCGUCAGGUCUUUGGGAAGCAUUCCUGGAACUCCUCCAGCCUGGUGCAGAUGAGAUUGCCAAGGCAAUGCUGAUUGCCACCCGCCCGUUGAUCGCCGUGGAAGUGUUCCGCCCACCAAAGAGGCAAGAAUUAUCCGCAACAAAGAGGGAAUUCAAUACCGAAUUUCAGAAAACGACCGAGGUCAUAGGGCGAAUGAUCGAGAGAUUCGGCGACUUCAGCGAAGCUACACUGAGAAAAUUCUGCCUAGAUCCUUCUACGAUCCUACCUAUUGUGGCAUCUCUUGUCCACGGCGAAGAGAACAUAAGCCAGGCCGGAGCCUCCUUCAUCAAGACAGUCACCAACGAGAUGAGGAGAACAGAUGCUGUACAGCAAUUACUUCAAAGUUACUUCAGUCUCACUUUGUCCUCUUAUACAGCAGUUGUUACCGAAAUUACCGGGAGGAAAUCCCUUUGGUCGCCCCAGUUCAACAUCAUUCGCUAUUCGAGAGAUAUUCUCAGUAGUCUCUGCGACCCGUCAUCUGGUAUUCUGCGUUCAAAGUCCUUGAAUAAUGCAGAGCGUGAGGUACUCGGAUCCUGGUGGAAUGCGCAAUGGGUUUUCCUCGACAACGCCUUUCAUCAAACAGAAGGCUGGAGCUAUCUUAUCGAGAUGGAAUCCAUGAAAAACUUCUGUCGAGAGGCCAUGGAACUCGCUGAGGAUCUCUUAGCCCAGGAUGGCCUUUUGGCCUCUGCACUAAGCCCCCAGUCUGCGGUCUCUAACAUAGCCGAUGAUGGCGAGCAAGUCGAUAAGCAAGCCAUGAAAGAUAUUCUGGAGCAGCCUCGAAAAUAUUGUAUGGGACUUUGCAAGAUGCUCCGUCUGAAGGAUCACUAUCUUGUCACGGUCAUUGUCAAUGUCCUCGGCAAACUGCUGAGGCGCCUGGUUGAGUUUGAUAUGGAACUCCCCCCUCAACCCCUCGCGUUCGUGAAGAAUACUUGCGUAAAAAGGCCAGAUGGACGAUAUAGCACUCAAACGAACAUGGACGACCGUCAACGGGCUGAGUUGAUACGAGCUUUGGGUGAAGAUACUCAAGAAGAUGACCUCCAGAUCAUCUCAAUCAAGAAAGUCGAGCCUGUCAAGAAACAGACGAAGAUUGACGCUUGGUCAAAGUCGGCGGACGAUGUAUCCAGCGAGCCCAGAGCGCCUAAUAAGAGCGUUGUAGGAAAGAGGCCCAGCAGUGAUAUUUCUGAGAUGCUCAAAGCCUCUUCUUCAACCCAAAGCCAGGCUAUUUUGCAAAAACUCAAAUCUCGCAAGCCAGAGCCCAAACCCGGAGUCAAUGCGGGAGCACUCAUGCGUGAGAAGCGACAGAGGGAAGCUGAAGAAAAACGGAAACGAGAUGCCGAAACAAUUGCUCGGGCAAGAGCCCUGCGAAAUAAUAAGCCGUUGGUCACGGGUGAGGGAUCCGGUCUUCAGGGGCUUUCUGGUGUUCAGGGUAAGGACCAUGCACCACAAAAGAGUGAGAUCAUGGUCAAUUCAUCAUCCGAAGACGAGGACGAUUCGGAUAGCGACGAUGCUGAUUUCUUGGCCCGGACUGCCACGGGACAGAAAGGUACGUCCAAAGGGGCGCAGUCCAUGAAGCCCGCUCCGCGCCUCCCGGUGAAGAAGAUGAAGAUUCAGCGUUCAGCCAAGGAUAUGCGAGCGCGUCUAAUCCCCCCGAUGGACGUUUUGCAUCAAGCUAUUCUUGAAUGGGAUAUCUUUCAUGAAGGUAACGAUCCACCAAAUGGUAUAAAAUGCUCCAAAGUUUCAGACACUUAUGGCGAUCCACGAGAAUACAAGGAGACCUUCUUGCCGCUGUUGAUAUAUGAGGCGUGGAGGUCAUUCGUGACAGCCAAGGAUGAAACAACAUCAAAGCCCUUCGAAAUUAAAGUCAUCAAUCGUAUGAACGUUGACAAGUUCGUUGAGGUUAGCACAGCAAUGCCGAUAGCUGAAAGCAAGGACAAGUUUCUAUCGGAAGGAGAUAUUAUUUUAUUUUCUGAAGCUUCUAACCCGCUAGAAUCUCCGAACGCAUUGCAUUGUCUUGCUCGUAUCUGGCGCACUCAGUACAAGAAUGGUAGUCUGGAAGUUCAAUAUCGGUUAAGUGGCCGGGCCGGCGGCAUCCUGUCUAAGAUGGUGCCACAGGCCGUAUUGCAUACCGUUAAGAUCACCAACAUGACUACUAUCGAACGUGAAUAUGCCUCGUUAGAAAGUCUCCAGUACUACGAUCUAAUGCCGGAGGUUCUCGAGGCCAAGCCUUCACCUAUGCUCAAAUUUAGUCCGGAGGCCGUACAGAGCAUCAUGGAAAAUUAUGAGCUGAAUACUGGCCAGGCUAAGGCAAUUCUGAAUGCAAAGGAGAAUGAUGCAUUCACGCUAGUCCAGGGUCCCCCCGGAACUGGCAAAACAAAAACGAUCGUAGCCAUGGUCGGUGCCUUGCUUACUGGUCACUUCUCUAACACGAGCGGUACUGCUACUGCUAUUAAAGGGCCAGGAGGAUCACAUGCAAUGAGUAGUAACAAAGGUAUGGCCAAGAAGUUACUUGUUUGUGCUCCAAGUAACGCUGCCGUCGACGAGAUAGUCCUGCGUCUCAAAAAAGGGGUCAAGUCUACCACUGGAUCUACGCACAAGAUCAACGUACUACGUCUUGGUCGCAGCGAUGCCAUCAAUGCUGCGGUCAGGGAUGUCACUUUGGACGAAAUGGUCAAGGCACGUGUAGAAGGCGCCGCAGGCCAGAAUGGAGGCCCCAGUUCCCGAGAUCUGAUGCACAAGGAAGCCGGUCAGAUCAAGCAGGAAUUGGCUGAUCUACGACCACAGUUGGAAGCCUCGAGACUAGUUGAAGACCGCACGCAGACAAAUCAACUGCAGAGGAAGUUUGACGAGUUAAAACGUCGGCAGGCUCAGAUUGGCGCAAAGAUCGACGCAGAUAAAGACAGUGGAAACACUGCUGCAAGGGAAAGUGAGAUUCGACGACGUCAAAUCCAGCAAGAGAUCCUCAACACUUCGCAAGUCCUCUGCGCCACGCUCAGUGGUAGUGGACACGAGAUGUUCAAGAAUCUGCAAGUUGAGUUCGAAACGGUGAUUAUCGACGAAGCUGCCCAGUGUGUCGAACUCAGCGCACUAAUCCCAUUGAAAUAUGGCUGCUCUAAAUGUAUCCUUGUCGGUGAUCCAAAACAACUUCCGCCAACGGUGUUGUCUCAGUCCGCUGCACGUUACGGAUACGACCAGAGUCUUUUCGUUCGUAUGCAGCGCAACCACCCCGAUGAUGUUCAUCUCCUCGAUACCCAGUAUCGUAUGCAUCCAGAGAUUAGUCUGUUCCCGAGCCAGGAAUUCUAUGAACGACGUCUACUUGAUGGUGACAACAUGAUGAAAUUGCGUUACCAACCGUGGCACCAGAAUCCACUGUUGGGUCCAUAUCGCUUCUUCGAUGUGAAGGGUAUCCAAGAGAGAGGUCGUAAGGGUCAGUCACUUGUCAACCACCAGGAGUUGAAUGUCGCUAUGCAACUAUAUGAGAGGUUAUCGUCGGAUUACCACCAGACGGACCUAAAGGGGAAAAUCGGAAUCAUCACUCCCUACAAAGCCCAAUUGUUCGAGCUUCGUGAUCAAUUUUCUCGUCGUUAUGGAGAAGGAAUCAAGGAACAGAUCGAGUUCAACACCACGGAUGCUUUCCAGGGUCGUGAGUGCGAGAUCAUCAUCUUCUCCUGUGUCCGAGCGAGCCCGACAGGAGGUAUUGGUUUCAUGACAGAUAUUCGGCGUAUGAACGUCGGUUUGACCCGUGCGAAGUCUUCGCUUUACAUUCUCGGAGACUCAAGGGCUCUCGUCCAGGGAGAGUUCUGGAACAAACUCAUCGAGGAUGCCAAAGUCCGUGACCGUUACACCACCGGCGAUGUCCUCUCUCUUCUUAGAAAGCCCGGCCCCAGAUUGCCACCUACGAUUUCGUCGGCUCCAGCGCCACCCUCUAUUACUCCCAACUAUAGCCAGCCUCCGAUUGUCCCGCGUAGAGACAAUGAUGGCGAGGAUGUGGUGAUGGAGGAUGCUCCGCCCAUAAAUCGAAUACCUAAUAAGCACCAAACGCCUCAAUUACCGCAGAAAUACACUCUCCUUUCCCGGCCAGAGCCAAGAUAUCCGAUACCCAACAAUAGUUUUGGUGGUAUCAAUGAACGCGGUGAAAUUGCCACUCCCAUUAUAUCGUCUGAACGUCCCGUAAUCCAUACCUCGGGACAAAAGCGAACUAGAGAAGGUGCCGAUGAAGCCAACAAACCGGCGAAGAGGGUUAUCAGUGCAAGCACGUCAAGGCCGGCGCCGAUGCCACCCACUGGCCCCCGAGCCAUGAUGCAGCCAAGAGACCAGCCAUCCUCGUCUACAAGCAACAAUCCACCUUUUCCACUGAAUGCCCCUAGCGGCCCAUCCGGCCAAGUACCUAAACCACUUCCAAGAAGGAGGCCACCUACUUCUUCUGAUCCAUUCAUCAAACGUAAACCGCCGAAUAGACCUCGAUAGAAAAACUGUUCGAUCAGUGAUACAUCAUUUGUGUUUCAGCACAUUCAUUGUUGUAGAGGGAGGCAGGCGUCAUGAGGUAUCAUUUACAUUUGCAUUGACAUUGCAGUACCGUAGCACGUUACGAUACAUGUUUUCUCCCCCAACUCUUUUCCGGAAAAGAAAAGAGCUUAAUUCGGUUGGCUUCACGCGGUUGAUACCCAGGUUCUCGUAUCUAAUGUAAUGGCAAAAGGCAGGCAGGCAGGAAUUCACGAAGGGAAUGGAAGGGAAAGCUUAACGUAAGUACCGUGCCUACAUAACCUAGUAGUUAGGUGGCUACCUAGCUUACCUAGGAUACGGUUACGGUUACGGUUACGGUCACAUCCAUGAUGAUUUCUUUUUCUAGAACUCUUCUCUCUCUCUCUCUCCUUUCUUCAACAACGGGAGAUAGAUACAUGAGAUACGAUCGGUUAGAUAGCUAGUAGGUACACACGUAUGUACGUACGUACGUAAGGCGUAGGUUUCGACUUCGCCAAAGAAGAUUAAUUACGAUGAAUGGAGAAUCACGCGGACUACAGAUUAUAGCCGGGCCUGCAUAGGUAGGUAAGUAUGACUCCGUAUGGCCGCUCGGCCAGUUCUUCUUCUGUUGAUGUGAUGUUACUUGGAUGCAAUUUAUGUCCUGUCACCCACCGUAAGCUAGGUAUGGCAUUCGUUAUAGGUAAAUGAAUUGCCCAAGGGAGUAUACAUAAGUGAAUGGAAUGGUAUAUCACC
Molecule: messenger RNA, 7433 nt
Organism: Hypoxylon fragiforme
Lineage: Eukaryota; Fungi; Ascomycota; Sordariomycetes; Xylariales; Hypoxylaceae
Product: SEN1 N terminal-domain-containing protein
Exons: 5
Coding region: 624-6686 (2020 amino acids)
Biological process (GO): termination of RNA polymerase II transcription
Cellular component (GO): nuclear body
Molecular function (GO): helicase activity; transcription termination site sequence-specific DNA binding
Source: RefSeq, a predicted model, not a curated record